This is a messenger RNA of Trametes versicolor FP-101664 SS1, 267 nucleotides long. RefSeq lists its product as uncharacterized. NCBI's taxonomy places the organism in Eukaryota, Fungi, Basidiomycota, Agaricomycetes, Polyporales, Polyporaceae. The transcript has 2 exons. The record is from RefSeq and is a predicted model, not a curated record. Bases 1 to 267 code for a protein of 88 amino acids.
AUGCCAAUGAAGAACCCCACCUUGGAAAAGAAGAUCCAGGAUAUCGAAAAGGACGAAAAGAAGCGCCGCUCCCGUGCUGCACGCUUUGCCGCCCAGAAGCAUAAGAGAGAAGGAGACUCUCGCAGACAAGUCAUCGCCCGAAUAAUCAACAAAGCAAAACAGGAGACGAAGCCCGCGAGACAGGCUCAUACGCCCUCGGUUGUAGAUGGAGACUUCAUCAAUGACUGUGGGGCGGAGGGCACCACUGCUUGGACUAUUCAGGACUAG